ACGUAGGAGGCGGGCGUCCUAGCAUCCCCCAGGGUGGUCCGGCGGACUCUGGGGGUGAGGGGUAGGAGCGCGGGUCGUGGCGACGUCUGGAGCCCAUUUCGCAGGGCUCUCGUGUCCCGCCUGGGUUCCAGCCUCACUGAGCAGACAGCCGCACGCGCUUCCUCCUGCGGAAGCCUCCCCAGGCGCUGACCAUGUCUAUUAUGGACCACAGCCCCACCACGGGCGUGGUCACCGUCAUCGUCAUCCUCAUUGCCAUCGCUGCCCUGGGGGCCUUGAUCCUGGGCUGCUGGUGCUACCUGCGGCUGCAGCGCAUUAGCCAGUCGGAGGACGAGGAGAGCAUCGUGGGCGAUGGCGAGACCAAGGAGCCCUUCCUGCUGGUGCAGUACUCCGCCAAGGGACCGUGCGUGGAGAGAAAGGCCAAGCUGACCCCGAGCGGCCCAGAAGUCCACGGCUGAGCUGGGAUGCGGAGGCCCUGAGGCCUGUCUGCCUCCGGCGGAGAGGCAUGGGAGGGGCGACACCACAGAUGAGCUGCUGAGGACGGCGCGACACCUGCUGGCAUGGCCUCGCUGGGCUUCAUCACCGCAUGCACUGACUCCCGAGGUCUUGGCUGUCGUCAGUAGCCAGGAGGCGGCGGCCCUGGGUGCCCCUCUGGCCUCCCGGUGGGACUGCCCAUUGCAGGCAGUGGGCAGGCCUGACCUUGCCGGGGCUCAUGACCCCGUAGCGCUUUUGUUACUUGAAUGUUUAGCUGAGCCUGUUCUUGAUGGAGCUACUACUGUAACGCCGAACUCACAAACAGAGCUGUAAAUAGGCCCUGGAAGCAUGUGCUUAAGCCUUUUUUGCUGAUUUUUAAAAAGACGGUGUAGAGCA
Enhydra lutris kenyoni (northern sea otter) is the source of this 867-nucleotide messenger RNA. Its product is annotated as stannin. The transcript is spliced from 2 exons. Gene Ontology annotation, cellular component: mitochondrial outer membrane. NCBI's taxonomy places the organism in Eukaryota, Metazoa, Chordata, Mammalia, Carnivora, Mustelidae. The record is from RefSeq and is a predicted model, not a curated record. The coding region runs from base 192 to 455 and encodes 87 amino acids.